Messenger RNA from Lytechinus variegatus (green sea urchin), 3739 nucleotides. Its product is annotated as transient-receptor-potential-like protein. Gene Ontology annotation, cellular component: cation channel complex; membrane. Gene Ontology annotation, biological process: manganese ion transport; calcium ion transmembrane transport; regulation of cytosolic calcium ion concentration. NCBI's taxonomy places the organism in Eukaryota, Metazoa, Echinodermata, Echinoidea, Temnopleuroida, Toxopneustidae. The transcript is spliced from 12 exons. The coding region runs from base 50 to 3142 and encodes 1030 amino acids. The record is from RefSeq and is a predicted model, not a curated record. Gene Ontology annotation, molecular function: protein binding; store-operated calcium channel activity; inositol 1,4,5 trisphosphate binding.
AGAAACUUUCACUCCCGGUGACCUGAAAUCAUCAUCUCCGUCAUCCAUCAUGCAUUCGAUAUCUUCGACCACGGAACUCAACCCCCAUCGUCUGCCGACCCCGGCUCAGACACCAUGCCGGCAUCACAACAGUCACCUACCCGGAUACCUAUCCGUACCGGGUCUCACGGCAAAUGGUAUCGGGUCCGAUCUUUCACUGAUAUCCGGAGUUAGUAACAUUCCCUUACAGCUCUUCAGCGAAGGGCAGCGCAUCACCGUCAAGGAGCGGGAAUUUCUCGAGGCUGCGGAGAAGGGCGACAAAGCCACCAUAGUUCGCUGCCUCCAGGGAGAGAAUCCAGUCAACGUGAAUGUCAGUAACCUCCUGGGGCGCAGCGCAUUGCAGAUGGCGGUAGAUAAUGAGAAUCUGGAGAUCGUUGAACUCUUGCUCGCACAGCCUGAUGUGGAAAUAGGCGAUGCUCUACUCCAGGCGAUACGCGAAGGAGUCUACCGCAUGGUAGAGAUGAUGGUAAACCACCCGAGUAUUUCCCGCCAGAUGCUCGGGGAAGGAUGGGCGUCGGCCAACAAGUCCCGCCACCAGGAGAGCUCGGACUACUCGCCGGACAUCUCGCCGGUGAUCCUGGCGGCCCACUGCAACCAGUUCGAGAUCCUCCAGCUUCUCCUCACCCGUGGCGCCACCAUCUACAAGCCACAUCCGUGCGUCUGCGCAUGCGCGGUGUGUGAGGAGAAGCAAAAGCAGGACAGCCUGCGCUACUCACUGGACCGCAUCAAUACUUAUCGCGCCCUCGCGAGUCCGGCUUGGAUCUCGCUGACAAGUUGUGAUCCCGUUCUCACUGCCUUUAAAUUGAGCUGGGAGUUGCAGCGACUGGCCAUGCGGGAAAAUGAAUUCAAGGAUAUCUAUUUGACGCUCAGUGAGCAGGCAAAAGCCUAUGCCGUCGAUCUUCUCGAACAAUGCCGAAGCUCUGAGGAGGUCAUCGCCCUACUCGACAAGCAGAGCUCGGAGGAUGACGACGACGAGGGUUACGGGUCGGAUGAGAUGAACAGCGGGAAACUCACUCUAUCCCGGCUCAAACUAGCUCUGAAAUACGAACAGAAACAGUUCGUAGCACAUCCCCACACGCAACAGCUCCUGGCAUCUAUUUGGUACGAAGGUCUACCGGGAUGGAGGCGGCGUAACUGGUUCGUCAAGAGCCUCAUCUGCUGCGCUUUGAUCUGCCUCUUCCCCAUCAUGGCCCUCUACUAUCUGUUAUUUCCUCGGACCCCGAUAGGGACGUUGCUGAGGUCACCGUUCAUGAAGUUCUUGAACCACAGCGCCUCCUUCAUCUUCUUUCUCCUCCUCCUCGUCAUGGCGUCGUCGACCGUCAGUGUGAACUCGGACCGGGGUCGCGCGCCGGACACGACCGAAGGUUUCAUCCUCAUCUUCGUACUUGGUAUGAUUUGGGCUGAAUGCAAACAGCUCUGGGAGGAAGGCCUUCGAGCUUACAUUAGGCAAUGGUGGAAUUGGCUGGACUUCAUCAUGCUUUCAUUAUACCUCUGCACAUUCAGUCUACGCUUGGUAGCAGCAAUCCAGAAUAAUCGUGGGAAGUACAACGACGGGUUGCACCGAGCAGACUGGCCUGCCGGCGACCCGACCCUCCUCUCCGAGGGCGUCUUUGCCAUCGCAAACGUGUUCAGUUUUGCUCGGAUCAUCUACCUCUUUCAGGCUAAUCCUUACUUAGGUCCACUCCAAAUAUCACUCGGCUGCAUGUUAAUAGACAUAGCAAAGUUUCUCCUCAUCUUUUUCCUCGUCCUCUGUUCGUUUGCAUGCGGCCUCAACAAACUUUAUUCAGACUAUCUGAGCAGUUUCAGAAAAAGGUGUACGGCCGAAGAAGGGGAGUACUGUUCGGCAUUGCAAAAUAACGACUUUGACGGACUCCCUAGAACAUUGCUAACUCUGCUAUGGGCGUUGUUUGGCUUGGUCCAGAACACAGCACCAAAACUGAACAAAGAGGAUUCAGACCAAGAGUACUUUGUCGAACAAGUUGGAGAGUUAUUGUUCCUGGUAUACCACCUGAUGUCAAUCAUAGUUCUUCUCAACAUGCUGAUUGCUAUGAUGAGCAACUCUUUCCAAAUUAUUGAGGACCAUGCUGAUCGGGAAUGGAAGUUUGCUCGGUCUAAACUUUGGAUGAGUUACUUUGAUGAGGGGUCCACGCUUCCCCCACCCUUCAACCUGAUCAUCAGUCCAAAAUCAAUACUCUAUGCUGCGAUGGCUUGCAAGAGGGUCUUCUCAUCUAGGGUCACAAAGAGCAAACACAAACCCAAACCAAGGAGAGACUGUUCCAUGAAUGACUCCAUGAAGAAUGUAGAUGGGUCUAUCGGACCGAACAACUCCCCUGAAUACCGGUAUCAAGACGUCAUGAAACGGUUGGUGAAUCGCUACAUCCAUCAGUGUAAAGCAGCUCGAAAAGCAGACGGCGUAAAUGAGGAUGAUCUCAAUGAAAUCAAACAGGACAUCUCCAGUUUGAGAUAUGAACUCCGUGAGGACCGGAAGAAAGAGGAAGCCCGCGGAAGCUCCAACAUGCACAACAUCCGACGAGAUAUUAUACGUAUAGUAAGAAGCACGAGCUCAACAACCGAGCCAACGAGUACAACCUUAGAUGUCCGAUCUCAACCCGGGAGUGCUACCAGUACAGAAUCCCUGCAUAGUCCCAACAAGGACACGAGUAGCACUGGUGCGUUAAGGCCGAUUCUACUUGGAAGCGGGCAAGGAAGUGCAUUUAGACGAUUUGAGGGCAUGGUUGGACGUGAAGGUGGAAAUACCAAUCCAAGCACUGUCAAUAUUGCAUAUGCACGUGACGACGGUGGACUAGAAGAGCUGGUGUCACGUGUCGAUCUCGAAACAAUGAAAAAGGACAUUUUGAGAGGGAUACAAACAGAGGUGCAGCAGUGCUUGCGAGAGGUACUCCUAACGCAGAGGCAUCUCCAGCAACGCCCGUCCAUCGAUGGGCUGACGUCCCCUCCUCCCCCGGUACCUCCUCCGCCUCUUGAUUUGGAAUUCACUGAUUUACCUCCCAAUAAUAAUGGACAGUAUUUUUCAUACAGGAAUGCAGCCUUUGAAUAUGACGAAGAAUUCAAAACAAAGAAUCCAACUUUGACUCAGCUCUGAACACGGCCAUUAAGAAAAACUCAAUGAAUGAUGCAUGAUUUAGUGGACUUAUGAAGAUAAACUGGAAUCAACUAAUCUGUAUUUUUAUCUGUGUCGUUAUUCAUCAAUCAUCAAACCAACUACUUUGCUGCGUUGAUUUGCCACAUAUGAAGAUUGAAACAUUUGGGAUACCUCAUCUAAUAAGAAAUCUUCGAACCAAAUGUACCUUGGGAAAACUUCUACAGUGCAUUGAUUAGCCAAGUCAUUUUGGAUAUUUUAUCGCAUAAGAAAUCUUUGAAUCUUAUUUUCAUUUACCUUGUGGAAACUUCUUCAGGGCUUGGAUGUGCCACAUAGUUAAGAAAAUUGUGCCAUUUUGGAAGUUUUCUCACAGAAGAACCUUAAACCUUAUGUACUUUGAAAAACUUCUUACUGGAUGGGUAUGCCACCUAGGAUAAUUGAACCAUUCAAGAUACCUUAUGACGAAAGAAAUCAUUGAGCAGUACAUACUUUAAGGAGGCUUCUUUAGAAGGAAAUUGAACCAUCUGGGAUGUUUCAUCACCAAAAAAAAUCCUUAAAUGCUAUGUACUUCUAGAAAAUCCCUUCAAUGCACGGAUAUAC